UGCGACGUUGAGUGGAGUGAUUCAUUCCAUAGCGAAAGUACAGUAUGGUUUGUUUUAUUCGCCCUGCAACAGAAGUACAGACCAUUUAUAAAUCUUUUAAAUAACGCAUUUAAACAAGAAAGAACACAUCCGCCACUGUAACAGCAAGGCUAUUGCAAUAUGAAGUUACUCCAUAAAGAUAUAGAGAAAGAUAACGCUGGUCAAGUGACCCUAAUGCCAGAGGAGGCCGAGGACAUGUGGCAUACCUACAACCUCCUGCAGGUGGGAGACAGCCUGAGAGCCUCCACCAUAAGGAAGGUACAGACAGAGUCAUCCACGGGCAGUGUUGGCAGCUCCAGGGUUCGCACCACAUUGACAUUGUGUGUGGAGACCAUUGACUUUGACUCUCAGGCCUGCCAAUUGAGGGUGAAGGGAACCAACCUCGAGGAGAACCAGUAUGUUAAGAUGGGUGCCUAUCACACCAUUGAGCUGGAGCUCAACCGGAAGUUCACUCUUGCCAAGAAAAACUGGGACAGCAUUGUGCUUGACAGGAUAGAGCAGGCUUGUGAUCCGGCUCAGAAAGCGGACGUGGCGGCAGUGGUGAUGCAGGAGGGCCUGGCCAAUGUGGUCCUGGUCACCCCUGCCAUGACGCUGCUUAGGGCUAAGGUUGAAGUGACCAUUCCCCGCAAGAGGAGGGGAAGCUGCACUCAACAUGACAAGGCUUUGGAGAGGUUCUAUGAGGCAGUGAUGCAGGCGAUUCUCAGACAUAUCAACUUUGAUGUUGUGAAAUGUAUGCUGGUGGCAAGUCCAGGUUUUGUGAAGGACCAGUUUAUCAGUUACUUGUUCCGGGAAGCAGUGCGGCAGGACUCCAAGGUCCUGCUGGAGAACAGGCCCAAGUUCAUGCUGGUUCACUCCUCCUCAGGACACAAGUAUUCUCUAAAAGAAAUUUUGUCUGACCCAACUGUCACAAGCAGACUGUCCGAUACCAAGGCUGCCGGAGAGGUCAAAGCUCUGGAGGAUUUCUACAAGAUGCUACAACAUGAGCCAGACAGAGCAUUUUAUGGACUGGCACAUGUGGAGAAGGCCAAUGAGGUGAUGGCUGUUGACAUCUUAUUGAUUAGUGAUGAGCUUUUCAGGCACCAAGAUGUAGCAACUCGAAGUCGUUAUGUGCGGUUGGUUGACAGUGUGAAAGACAAUGGGGGGGCCGUCAGAAUAUUUUCAAGCCUUCAUGUAUCUGGAGAACAGCUGAACCAGCUCAGUGGCCUGGCAGCUAUCCUGCGCUUCCCCAUUGCUGACCUCUCUGAGCCUGAGGAGGACAGCAGCUCGGAUGAGGAAUAAUUGCAUCAUACACAUAUCAGACUUAACUGCAUUCCUCUCAGAGGACAAUAACAUACAGGCAGAAAAAUGUGUCAACUGUUCACACAUGCAUAAAGGAAGGUAUAUACUGGUAACACAUAAAGGCGCUGACUAAUUAUGUAUUUGGAAAGAUACUGUAGACGACCCUUACACUAAGAUGGAUGCAGCAUUGGGCAUGGGUGGGAUCAGGGACAUACAGUAACUCACAGUGUGUAGUGUUGGAGUAGAGGGGCAUUUGAACUGAUUGGCUGAAGAAGUCCCACUGCAUAGCUGGUUUACUUCACAGCUCCUGUGUAGAACUUACUAAAACUGAGUGCCUUCAGUAACUAUUGAUGAGCACAGUGGUUGCAAGAAUUUGUUGCACCUUGCACCUUUGUCCUGUAAAUGUCAACAUGAAUCAAACCUGUUAUGCAGUAAGGCUGGCUGACUUCUGUUCCUUAGUGCCAAGUUUAUACCAAACAUGCACAAAUAAUUCAUAAUGGCAAUGGUUUAAUAAGGAUAAACUUUGUCAAAUGAGAUAUUUAAUGAAAAUAAAUAUGUAUUAUUGCA
Conger conger (European conger) is the source of this 1884-nucleotide messenger RNA. It is a transcript of the gene pelo, whose product is annotated as pelota mRNA surveillance and ribosome rescue factor. NCBI's taxonomy places the organism in Eukaryota, Metazoa, Chordata, Actinopteri, Anguilliformes, Congridae. Gene Ontology annotation, cellular component: cytoplasm. Bases 160 to 1317 code for a protein of 385 amino acids. Gene Ontology annotation, biological process: nonfunctional rRNA decay; nuclear-transcribed mRNA catabolic process, no-go decay; nuclear-transcribed mRNA catabolic process, non-stop decay. The record is from RefSeq and is a predicted model, not a curated record. The transcript is spliced from 13 exons.